GUCCGACCGUCAGGGCCAGUGUCUGGUCGCCCCCCAAGCCCUGCCGGCCCCACCUACAAACAGAGGGUUGAGGAGUUCAAGAAGCUGUUCAGAGAACUGCCUGAGUCAGAGAGACUCAUCGUGGGUGAGUUACGUGUGUGUGAGAGAGUGAGAAAUGGAGAAAGAGGGAGAGAGAUGGGAGAGAGGCCCCAUCCAGAAACGGACCCUAUAUUAUCAUAAUCUCUCAAAAACAAAACAUAUCGGCACCUCUCUCACCUGCAACUUCCCUCAGCAGACUUCCUUUAUACAGUUUACCUGCAUAUACCAGCACACCUGUACUAUACUUACUUGUGUCAAGGUGCGUCCCGUGUCUUUUCCCAGACUAUACCUGUGCCCUCCAGAGAGACAUCCUACUGCAGGGACGCAUCUACCUUUCGGAGAACUGGCUCUGUUUCUAUAGCAACGUGUUUUGGGGGACAAAGGUGAGCUCACACAUGGGGGAGAGAGGUAAAUGGGGAGAGACGGAAAAUAUAAAUAAAAUAUAGGAGUUUUCUGUUUAGGGGAUUAAUUAAUCAGAUCAUGAUAUGCUGUAAAUAUGUGUAUGUAUUGCAUUAUUCUGGUCGUGUUAAAUGUGUUCAAUGUUCUCUGUGGUUGUAGACGGUCAUAUACUUUAUUUAGAGAGUUGGGCCAAUGCGGUUUCUCUCUGAACAUUCCGAGAGCGCCACUUUCUCCUCAAUAGCCGUUGCUAAGUGAUAAUUAACGCUUCCGCAUUGUGCUGUUUAUUGCUGAUAGUUUUCAAUACUUAUGAAGAUGUCCAGUGAAAGCAGAUAUGCAAUUUGUUGACUUGGAUACACAUUAUCCCGAAUCCUAAUCAAUAAAAAUGUCUGUUAAAUACGCUGCUCUGUUUUGCUUGUUAACAGCGGGUCAUUUCAUAGGGAACUUUUCGGAGGACCUCUUCUAUUGUUCCAUCACCAACAUGUAGAGAAUAAAGGCGCUAACAUGGCAGAACUCUCUUAAUAUAUGGCUCUGGUCGUAGCCUUGAAUCUGGAAGUCAUCACUGUGCUCUGUGAUCGUAGAUAGCCUUGAAUCUGGAAGUCAUCACUGUGCUCUGUGGUCGUAGAUAGACUUGAAUCUGGAAGUCAUCACUGUGCUCUGUGGUCAUAUAUAUUCUUGACUCUGGAAGUCAUCACUGCUAUAUUGUUGUAUAUAGCCUUGAAUCUGGAAGUCAUCACUGUGCUCUGUGGUCGUAGAUAGCCUUGACUCUGAGGGACAUCAAGGCCAUGUACAGAGAGAAGACAGCACGGCUGAUCCCCAAUGCCAUUCAGAUCUGCACAGACUCAGAGAAGGUACAGAACAGUCACUCAAACACCACCUGGGUUCUGUUCAAUAUCCCUGGACAGUUGCACUAACGCCCUGGACCAGAGCUAAGAGACCCUGUCCUUUUCAUGGUUUAACCCCUCAAGCAAAAUGUUUUGCUCAAGAGUAGGCCUACAGCUGCAGCACUGACAAAAUAACAUGUUCCUCAUCCCUUCUGUCUAUCCUAAAUGCAAACCAAUGGAUGGUUACCACUGCAAUAAUAUUAACUAAAGCGUCUGUCACUCUCUUCCCUACAGUUGUUCUUCACUUCCUUCUCAGCCAGAGAGAAGAGUUACCAGGGAGUGUUCCGGAUGUGGCAGAACACUCUGAUGGACAAGGUGAGGCACAGUUCAGCGACUUCAUAACCUUACCUCACUCACUGGGGCUGACUUCAUAACCUCACCUCACUCACUGGGGCUGACUUCAUAACCUCAACUCACUCACUGGGGCUGACUUCAUAACCUCACUUCACUCACUGGGGCUGACUUCAUAACCUCACCUCACUCACUGGGGCUGACUUCAUAACCUCACCUCACUCACUGGGGCUGACUUCAUAACCUCACCUCACUCAAUGGGGCUGACUUCAUAACCUCACCUCACUCACUGGGGCUGACUUCAUAACCCCACCUCACUCACUGGGGCUGACUUCAUAACCUCACCUCACUCACUGGGGCUGACUUCAUAACCUCACCUCACUCACUGGGGCUGACUUCAUAACCUCACCUCACUCCACUGGGGCUGACUUCAUAACCUCACCUCACUCACUGGGGCUGACUUCAUAACCUCACCUCACUCACUGGGGCUGACUUCAUAACCUCACCUCACUCACUGGGGCUGACUUCAUAACCUCACCUCACUCACUGGGGCUGACUUCAUAACCUCACCUCACUCACUGGGGCUGACUUCAUAACCUCACCUCACUCACUGGGGCUGACUUCAUAACCUCACCUCACUCACUGGGGCUGACUUCAUAACCUCACCUCACUCACUGGGGCUGACUUCAUAACCUCACCUCACUCACUGGGGCUGACUUCAUAACCUCACCUCACUCACUGGGGCUGACUUCAUAACCUCACCUCACUCACUGGGGCUGACUUCAUAACCUCACCUCACUCACUGGGGCUGACUUCAUAACCUCACCUCACUCACUGGGGCUGACUUCAUAACCUCACCUCACUCACUGGGGCUGACUUCAUAACCUCACCUCACUCACUGGGGCUGACUUCAUAACCUCACCUCACUCACUGGGGCUGACUUCAUAACCUCACCUCACUCACUGGGGCUGACUUCAUAACCUCACCUCACUCACUGGGGCUGACUUCAUAACCUCACCUCACUCACUGGGGCUGACUUCAUAACCUCACCUCACUCACUGGGGCUGACUUCAUAACCUCACCUCACUCACUGGGGCUGACUUCAUAACCUCACCUCACUCACUGGGGCUGACUUCAUAACCUCACCUCACUCACUGGGGCUGACUUCAUAACCUCACCUCACUCACUGGGGCUGACUUCAUAACCUCACCUCACUCACUGGGGCUGACUUCAUAACCUCACCUCACUCACUGGGGCUGACUUCAUAACCUCACCUCACUCACUGGGGCUGACUUCAUAACCUCACCUCACUCACUGGGACUGACUUCAUAACCUCACCUCACUCACUGGGACUGCAUCCCGAAUGGCACCCUAUUGCCUAUAAAGUGCACAACUUUUUUAUUUGGUUAUGUUUUAUUGAACCUUUAUUUCAGUUAAGAACAAAUUCUUAUUUACAAUGAUGGCCUACCAAAAGGCAAAAGGCCUCCUGCGGGGACGGGGACUGGGAUUAAACAAUGGCAUUUCUAUGACAAGGAUAUUUAUAUGAACAGUAGGAGUUAUGCUAAGCACAGAUCUAGGAUAAUCUUCCCCUCACGCAAUCCUACCCUUGCUAAUAAGGAAAUCAUAGGACGAUAAUAUGGUAAUAAGCAAAACUGGGGAGAUUGGGAGGUUCUCAAUUGGUUUGCUCAACUCUUCCGUCCUCCCCUCCUUUUGAAAAAGGUCAAAGGUAUAUAAGGAGAGGAACUGUGGAAACAGAUGCACUUGUAUGAAAUGACUAUCCUUCACUUGUGCAUCAUCAUACAAAGGAUGUUUACAGGGGUAGAGUACCUAAUGAAAUGUGUAAGGUAGUAAAAAGACGUAGCUAGUUGUGACAUUUUCUAGAUAAAAGGAUAAGUAGCAUAUUGUUUUUAAAUAUGUGUAUGCUUUUCUCCUCCGAGUAAACAACUGAUUCAAAGGGGUUGUGGCGGAUCUCAAAACUCGUCCGAGAAGGACUCUGGUAGAAUACUCCUGUGCUUCCUCGGCGGGAGGAGGCUAUCAAGGAGGCGAGGACACUCCUCCAUUCGCCUACUAACUAAUUGACACUCUCCUCGACCACUUAUCGGUUUCCGGGUCACGGAGGAGAGAGGACGGUAUUUUGCCCACAUUAGAAUAUCUCAUCGAAUGGCUCUGGGAGAAUCUCUAUUGUAUACUCCUCGCCUCCUUCUCAAAACCCAUUGGAUGGAAAAGCCAGAGGUCCCAUACCCACUAACCUUCUCCUCCAAUGGGUGUUGAGGAGACGUGUAGAGAGGACCCAAUUGAGAUUCUCCCAUUGAUCAAGUUACAUGGACACCAACUACUAGAUAACCCCUCACCAUGGAUACUACCUGGUUAUCAUAGCUCUAGUCUGUCAUUUCAUGCAACCUAUCCGGAUUCCUAUGUAGUUUGCAAGGCUUCUGUGACUUUACCCUGGCUGACUGCAAGGCUUCAUUAGACUUUACCCUGGCUGACUGCUCUAAUCAGUCCUGAGUAAACACCAUGCUCCUUUGACUGGCCCCAUGUCCCUAAACGAGGUUACCAUGUCAUUCAGUUCUUAUGCUGUAUACAAGGGGAAGUGGCAGGCUGAAUAUUCAUAAUGUUUUCUUUUUUUUUGGGGGGGGGGGGGGGGGGGGGGUGGAUCAGCUUAAUAUUGCAGAUAGAUUGUAUCUUCUAUCAAUGUAAUUGUCUGCAUCACUUCCAAUCCCCCAUGUUUUUUUAUAUAUAUACUCCCCUUUAUUACUUUUCAACCCCGCCAUCCUUUCCCUACUUGGAGUAAAUUAGUGAACAACAAUGCCCAGGCCUCUACUUCCGGUCUAUACUUACUAUCUACACCUUACAUUUACAUUUUAGUCAUUUAGCAGACGCUCUUAUCCAGAGCGACUUACAGUUAGUGAAUACAUAUUAUUAUUUUUUAUACUGCCCCCCCCGUGGGAAUCAAACCCACAACCCUGGCGUUGCAAACGCCAUGCUCUAUCAACUGAGCUACAUCCCUGCCGGCCAUUCCCUCCCCUACCCUGGACGACGCUGGGCCAAUUGUGCGCCGCCCAUGAGUCUCCCGGUCGCGGCCGGCUGCGACAGAGCCUGCAUUCGAACCAGGAUCUCUAGUGGCACAGUUAGCACUGCGAUGCAGUGCCUUAGACCACUGCGCCACUCAGGAGUAGACCUUAUGGACAGAGUACAUUUUACAAUAAUUCUAUUAUAUAUAUAUAUAUAUAUAUAUAUAUAUAUAUAUAUAUAUAUAUAUAUAUAUAUAUAUAUAUAUAUAUAUAUAUAUAUAUAUAUAUAUAUAUAUAUAUAUAUAUAUAUAUAUAUAUAUAUAUAUAUAUAUAUAUAUAUAUAUAUAUAAUGUUUUCUUUCUUAUAAUGUACUGGCUCUUUUGAUAGCAAAGUUGAGAUAAAAACAUACAAGGACCUAGAAUGAAUGCAACUUAUUGUGGCAACUAGUGCAAUAUGGAAGACUGGACCAAGGGAAUUAAGCUGUCAAAACAACCCCACAAUAACACUGGUGUGGCUCGGGAGUAAGCGAGUGAAGGUAAAGUUCAAUGACCCCUCAAGGUGUGGCUAGGUGGGUUAAUUUGCAUAAGACACAGACGCUGCCCCCGAGAAAGCGCUGUCGUUUCAUUAUCUCGCCAUUCUUCAGGGGAACAGAUCUGAUUUCCGUUGCCGCUGAACGUUCACGAGCUUGGCAUCUAAUAUAGCUUUUAUCGAAGCUACCUAUCUUUCUAUCAAUGGGCAGAGCGCUCUUGUUCCUAUUGUAGGGCUAAGCGCCUAACUUCCUGAUUGCUUUGUGACGGUGCACAGGUUAUAGUUCAGUCCAGCUACCAGACAGGUAUACAUAACAACUGUUGGGAAAGAUCGAAAUAGCUACAAAGUAAGUAAAAUAACUUUAAAAUUGCCUUUUGUGAUGAUAUAAAUUAUGAUUAGCUGUGCGCAGUUUGGAUUAGGCAAAAGAAACCGUGGUUCCAUAUGGCCGCUUUCUUGACUAGAUUCUGUUGCAUGGGAAAUAUAUAUAUAUAUAUUUUUGACUCAUAAGUGGUCAACUAUUGAACAAUCUCGCAAAAGAUUUUUUAAGUAAUCUACAUUUCCUUAUUACGCAUCACGGUGUCCAUAAACAUGCUAUUUUGUAGGUAUUUAUCAAUAGCUACAGGGUACAAUUUUCACUAUGAGCAAGGUAGCAGCCAUCUUUUUGUCAGUUCUUUAUAAAAUUGUUAUUUUUUAAAUUGGCUGGUCAUAAUUUAAUUCCAAUCAAAGGUUGUAGUCUACAAUGCGUGUGUUGUUUUUUUUUUUCAAUCUCUUGUGACAUCAGUGUGGUUGAGUAAGGAGCAGGUUAGGGCUGUUCUGUUGAAUUUAAACUAGGACACUGGAGGUAGUGUGAGAUUCAUACACCGGUGGAAGAUGGUUAUCUUGUUACAGGAAGCCAGACAGAGGAAUUCAUCCUUAUAACUUUUAUUUUGAUUGAACUUUCGCACGUUAUAGCCUACAAGUAGCUGAUUGGGGGUGACACUACCAGGAAAGCAGUUGCUUUUCCGUGAUAACAGAACUCUAUUCAAGUGCCACUGUUUGCCGUGUACCAUCUUCCGCUCUCUCUCCUAGCCACUGACUAGUUUGGCGCUGUGGCAGAUGGUCAAGCAGCACUAUGGUAAUGACCUGGGCCUGAGUCAUGAAGAGAUGGAAAGUCUACAGACAUCAGCCGAAUCAACCACGCAGACACACACCAGGUGAGAAGGACCACACACACCUGGAUCUCUCUCUCUCUGUCUCUGUCUGUCUGCACAAUGAACAACAUACACUCACCUACAUCUCUGUCUGACACAUUUCUUCAACCUGUUUACCCACCUGGUCUGUGGCAGCCUGACCAUGAUGCCUGGUGGAGAGGACUCUGGGAGGCUGGAGAGGCCAUCUACUCUGCGCCUCCAGCCAGGGGAUCGGGGCUCCUUUGAGCUCACCACGCCCCAGGGAGAGGACCUACCCUCACCCCUCAGACAGAGCUCUGUCAACUCAGGGAACACAGUACGACACCUCUUUGAAGUCACAUAGAUCACGUCAUUACACUCUUUUUGUUUAUAAAGCCCUGCUCCACAAACUUCCGACUUAUCUUACAUCACUGUUAACAUUUAAAAUGACAAGUCAUCAAACCCGUUCACAGGGUUGGUUAACUCUGUAGACUCCUUUGGUGUCUAGAGAAUUAGGUAAAUCAGCCUUUAAUUUCCUUGCACCUUACGUGUGGAAUGAUCUACAAUACAGUUUAAAAUGGGAGGAAUUGGUGCCUCUAGGGCAUUUCAGACAGUUGUUAGGGGACCUUUUUACUGAAGAAUGUGUCUGUUUUUAUGAUUGUUUUGCUUUUUGUGUAUUUUAUUGUGUAUAUGAAUGUGUAGUUGCAUGUGUUUAUUGUAUAUUGAUAGGUAUUGUGGUGCUAUACAGGCCUCAUCUGGAAAAGAGACCUCUGUCUCAGCAUUGACUCCCUGUCAAAAUAAAGGUUCAAGAAAAAUUCUCACACAAGGCUUGGAUGAUAUCAAGUGAUCGCCUUAGAGUCAUAUUGUCUCCACAUAUUCUCUUCAUUGUCUAAUGAGUAUUGCAAGUGAAUGACCAGUACAUUGAUGGCAUUUAUAGCAAGGCUUCCAUAGCCAGGGAAGAGUGACAUUGCCAUUGUGUGUGUCCUACAGGAUGAUGCUUGCAGCACCUCGUCUCGGCACACUCCUGACCCGUCCCUGGACCGCUCUGCCCCGGAGCGGGUCUCCAAGCGCUCUGAGCUCUCUCUGGACCUCAACUCUAAGUUGGACCGCUUCUCUGAACAGAGCGGCUCGGAGAGUGCAGAGGAAGGUGAGAAUUACCACCCACUGUGUGUGUGGGUGUUCAUUGGUUCUACCCAAAAGGCAUGUGCGUGGUAGUACUAUUGACCCUCAAAUGUGUUUGUUAAAUGCAUGCUACUUUAGUGUUUGUUUGUUUUGAUGCUAGUGACGCCAUCUUAAAUGUGUUUGUAGAGGCAUUCCUCUGAUAUUCUGCUACCCCCCCUGUAGAGGAGAGGAGGUGUGUGUCCCAGCAGCAUGGCAGGCUCUAUGUGAACAGGGUCUUCAACAUCAGUGCAGAAAAUAUGUUUGAGCUGCUCUUUACCGAAUCCCACUUCAUACGAAGAUUCAUGAACGCCAGGAAGAUCACCAGUGAGUCAUCUCCCCAUCCACCCUGUUAUAAGCCACAGUCCUCCUCUGAUUUAAGACGGACUAGUCCUUCAAGCUAUUUUUUUAAAUGCGACUGUCCAAGCGUUGUUCUAAUGUCUUUGUGCGUGUGUGAAAUAUUUGAGGCCUUCCCAUCUCGUUGCUUAACUGUGGUACCAAAUGAAGUAGUAGAAAUGUGUUUUGUGUUCACCUACGUGUGAUUGUCGUCAGAUGCCAUCCUCGCCCCGUGGCAGAGUGACGCGUCAGGCUCCAUGAAGAGGAGUCUCAACUACACCAUCACCAUCACAAACCCUCUGGUGGGCAAGUUCUCCACCGCCACAGAGAACCAGGUGAGCCUAGGUCUGCACGGCGUGUGGAGUGUUUUUAGUAGUGCAGGUGUGUGGAAAGUGUUUUGAGGUAGUGUUUUCUCCAGAGUGUGUGUAACUCCUCUGUUGUCCUGUCAGAUCCUGUACAAGGAGUCCAGGGAAGGUCAGUAUUACCUCGUCGACUCUGAGGUCUACACACACGACGUUCCGUACCAUGACUACUUCUACACUCAGAACCGCUACUGUAUCAUCCGCCAUUCCAAACGCAAAUGUCGACUCAGGUGAGCAGCAGAGACAACACAGCCUUUCGACAUAAUUAUCUGCUCGGUUUACUUUAGGGUAAAGACUUUCAGGGUAUUGGGGUUGAGCUUCUCGUUGCGCUCAUGGUCUCUUUGUUCAGUCCAAAUGUGCCUUUACAUGUUUUUUGUGUGUCAAAGACCAAUCAAUAUCCCCUAGGAAAGGUAAAUUCACUUCCAACUAUUGUGGGCCAAUGUAUUGUUGAUUCCCUUCUCCCUGAUAGCUAUUGGUCAGUCUGAAGCCGAAGAUCAGCAGUGCUGUCUGUGUACAGCCCUCCAGGACAUAUCUUCCAGCUUUAUUGGAGUUAUUCCUCUAGGGGCAUAAAGCCUCCUAUUCUCAUAUCCUAGGUCUGUGACUUCAUAGCACCUAUUUGCUGUGCCCAGUGGUUGACUGACUUCUUUUAAUAAAUACUAAAUGUUUGGUACUUCAGAGUUUGGUUACUAAUUACCCAUUACAUAAUUUGAAUAUAGAUCAUUUGAUUACUAUUCAAUUACAACUGAAGAGUUGAUGUGUUCAGGGUGUACACUGAUGUGAAGUAUAAGAAGCAGCCGUGGGGGCUGGUCAAGUCCUUCAUCACCAAGAACUCUUGGAGUGGCCUGGAGGACUACUUCAGACACCUGGGUAGGCAGUAGGCUGCUGCAGCCCUGGAGAUCUAUUUAUCUCUCUCUCUCUCCACUCCCAUCUUUCAGAAUAUCAGUCUGUCUUGUCCCCUCUUUCUCUGUAGUUGUUCAAGUCUCUCCUUGUUUGAGUGUACCUUCCUCUGAGAGCCCGUCUUCCUGCCUCUUCACUUCUCUAUCUCCAAUGAGUCUCUCUGCAUGUGAGUGUUGGGUUAGCCAUAAUAGGCACCUGCUCUCUAUGUAUGUUGCUGCUUCACUGGUUUGUGUCCAGCUCCCUCUCUCCUAUAGUGUAUAACGACCAGUCUCCCUCCCCUUCCUCUCACCAUCCCCCUAUCCUCUGCUCUUCUCUUAGUCACCCUCUCCAGUCUCGUCAGAUUACAUUAGAUCUGAAUCAAAGCCCUGCACUCACACUGACAGUCCAACUCUCCUCAUGAGAUGUCGAUUAGAACCCCCCGUCCCCACAGACUGCACGGCAGUCCUCUCUACAUAACCCCUACCACUUCUAGUCAUCUAUUGACCCUGUCUUCCAAGCCAUUUGACCCGACUUUUCCUUUGACCCUAUGUCAUCACAGAAUCGGAGCUGAUGGAAGAGGAGGUGGAGCUGAACCAGGGAGGCGGAGACCCCGGUAAGAUGAUGGGCGGGUUGCGUCAUUGGCGGAGGAGGACGUUCAGUCGGACACUACAUGAUCACCUGAAGCCCAGCAAGCAGUACGAGCCCGACCUAGACACUCACAGAGAGGGCAACACGGGUACAUACAUGUUCUGUUAUUUAACCCUUAACAACCAUCUUCUGACACACAGAUAACAUUACACGUACUAUAUGAGUGCAUGGCACAAACACUCAAUCAGUCAAAUGACCUACAAUAUACACAGUCAUCUGUCUUCCAUUCAAGCUGUGUCUCCUGUAAUGACUGUACCCCUCUCUCCCCGGUUGUAUGUCAGAUCCCAUAGAAAUGAAUGGUCCACAUCGGUGGAACAUCUCUACCAUCGUAGCUGGGAUGAGCGUCAUGUAAGUCAACACCACCAGUCAACACUCAAAGGGUGUAGCUGUAAAUCAUGCACUUUUUCUAUUGUCUGUCUGUGUUUGAGUACUUUCUUCUAUGAGUACAUUCUGCUUCAUGAGCUCAAACAGUACUUAGGUGCAGUAUAUUAGCCAGUUGUUUGUUGAACUUUGUCAGGUAAUCAGAAACCUCAUUGCCUCUCUCUGUCUGUCUGUCUGUCUGUCUGUCUGUGUCUGUGUCUCUGUGUGUGUGUGUGUUCCCAGUCUGCUGAUCCUAACAGUGCUGAACCUGGGGUUGUUCUUUAAGCUGUGGGCCAUGGAGGACGUGGCCACCCGCAUGUAUCUGAGCACCAAGCAACGCCUCCGGGAGAGGACCGAGCGCAGGUAAGCUGCUGCACACUGGGCGAAGGCCUGCACUUACUUUUCACAUUACAUUUGAGUCAUUUAGCAGACACUCUUAUCCAGAGCGACUUAGUGUAUUCAUCUUAAGAUAGCUACGUGAGACAACCACAUAUCACAGUCGUAGUAAGUAAAUGUUUCCUCAAUAAAGAAGUUAUCAGACAGGUUAGUGCUAGUAGAAAAAGUCAAAUGCUAGACAAUCUAUAACCUAACCUUAACCAAACACCUAACCCUAACAAUUUUAACCAAUUAAAAAACAAAUACAGUAUAUCGGUUUGCACGUCAGCCACGUCCCCUUAGCAUUCAUCCAAGUCAGGAAAAACGUUGUUUCACCAUUUCCUGGAGUAAUCACUGAUCUGACAGGAUUGGGUUGUUGUGGAAUUCUCUCUCUCUCUCUCUCUCUCUCUCUCUCGUCAUGCUGACUAUGUCCGUCUCCUCAGUUUUGCCCCUGACUUCUUCCCUGGACCGGCCCCGCAAUACAGGACCAGAGAGGAGACUUUGCUGCUGAAAGCAGUACUGCAGGACUCCAUCAACCUACUGGAGCAGGUCAGUCAGACGACCAGCUAUGUUUGUGUUACAGGUAAUUUACAGACAAUGACAAUUUCUUUCCUCUCCUCUUUUCCCCACAGCUCCGCAGAUCUCUGUCGCUGCUUCAGCAGAAAUUUGUAACCAACAGAACAGCAAUCCUGCAGUGACGCUGUCACACCUGGGGAUCUCACUGCGCCCUCUGAUCCCUGGGGUUGUAAAGGCUACAGGGACGCGCCUCUGAGGACUCUCUCGUAACCAGGGGCAUUGCCAUAGGGACGACCCACGCACAGACUUGUUACUAAGCGCAACAACGGUAUUAAAGUCCCAGGGCCUUUAAUAGUGUGGUACCAGGUAGAUGGAUGUUUUUAUAGCUCAACUGUUGGCACUGCGGAGGAAGAAAAUGGUUCACUGCGUACCCCUUCCAUUGCCAAGCCAAUCACAGCAGAUGUGAGCCAAUGGUGUGAUGAGUGCAGCAGAUGAGCGCCAAUGUUUUGAUAUAAAUAAAUGUCAAUGUAAGGAAUCCAUGAAAUAUUUUAACUUUUUGCACAGUGCUUUGUGUACUUUUUAUGGUUUCUAGAUUAAUUUUGAAUAUAUUUUUUUCAAUUCGAAAGCUUUCUGAAUGUAAUUUAAUAAUAUAUUUGGAUGGCCAUGGGUUUCUGCUCUUGUGAAAAUGUGAAUAAUUAUGCAGUAAAAAAAAAAGCUUUUAUUUUAGCCUUGGAUGGUUUGGUUUUGCAGCUGGUUUGUAGAUGUACAGCAGACCUCAAUAUCAGGGUUGUGUUCAGAAGGGUGCAAUGUUCUGAACGCUGCAGAUAUAAAUGCCUUUUAUAAAGCUGUCAUGAAACCUUAUUCUACAUGA
Messenger RNA from Coregonus sp. 'balchen', 11838 nucleotides. The record is from the annotation of a GenBank genome assembly. Lineage: Eukaryota; Metazoa; Chordata; Actinopteri; Salmoniformes; Salmonidae.